GCUUCCGUAGCGUUUUAGACAGUAAACGAAGAAGAAGGAAAACCCGGAAGUUUAUUGUCCGUUUGCUACAUCUCUUACAGGUUAAAUCCCAAACUACUUCUACGUCUCCAGUUUAGCUGCGUAGCGACUGCAAGAAUGUCAGAAAGAAAAGUAUUAAACAAAUACUACCCUCCGGACUUUGAUCCAGCCAAAAUCCCUAAACUUAAACUCCCCAAAGAUCGACAGUAUGUGGUCAGAUUGAUGGCGCCUUUCAACAUGAGGUGCAAAACAUGCGGCGAGUACAUCUACAAGGGAAAGAAGUUCAACGCGCGUAAAGAGACCGUCCAGAAUCAACUAUACAUGGGACUCCCCAUCUUCCGCUUUUACAUCAAAUGCACUCGCUGCUUGGCGGAGAUCACCUUCAAGACGGACCCCGAGAACACGGACUACGCCAUGGAGCACGGCGCCACCCGGAACUUCCAGGCGGAGAAACUCAUCGAGGAGGAGGAGAAGCGAAUCCAGCAGGAGCGAGAAGAUGAGGAGCUCAACAACCCCAUGAAGGUGCUAGAGAACCGCACCCGGGAUUCCAAGAUGGAGAUGGAGGUGCUGGAGAACCUCCAGGAACUGAAGGAGCUGAACCAGAGGCAGGCCCAGGUGGACUUUGAGGGGAUGCUCGGCCAGUACAGAGAGCUGGAGAAGAGGGAGAGGGAGCGCGAGAUAGAAGAGGACGAGCGGGAGACCAAGGACAUGCUGGAGCGAGCGCUGGUGAAGAGACUGCGAGAUUCGGACUCUGAGAACGAAGACGAGAGCAACAGCGGCAGCAGCAAAGAUGGACAGUCAGAGAAAACCUCAGAGGCUGGAAACCCGACGGACAUCCUCACGGCCGACAGACCCACGGAAACCAACGGCGCCGUCACAGCGAAGAAGGCCAAGGUGGAGAGCUGGGAGAAAAGCGUGGGCACGCUGGGGGCCGCCGGCGCCCUCGGAUCGCUCGUCGUGCGCAAGAAGUCGGCGGUGGGCGGUCAAGUGAAGUCCGCUGCCGCUAGCUUGCAAACAGAUUCAAAGGCAUCGCCGGGUGCCAGCAGCGCGGCUAGCUCGUCAACUCCUUGCGCAGCGCCCCCAAACGGGUCUUCCUCGCUCAGCCUGCUGGGUGCUUAUUCGGACAGUGAGAGCAAUGACAGCGAAUGAGGAUCAACGUUCACAUGUACAUGCAUGAAAUUAUGCCCGCCAGUAAAUAUAUUUUGGUAUUUUAAUAAAUUCUCUUUGAAUGGACCUGAA
This is a messenger RNA of Syngnathoides biaculeatus (alligator pipefish), 1257 nucleotides long. RefSeq names its product YJU2 splicing factor homolog (gene yju2). The record is from RefSeq and is a predicted model, not a curated record. Gene Ontology annotation, biological process: mRNA splicing, via spliceosome. The coding region runs from base 136 to 1167 and encodes 343 amino acids. Gene Ontology annotation, cellular component: U2-type catalytic step 1 spliceosome. NCBI's taxonomy places the organism in Eukaryota, Metazoa, Chordata, Actinopteri, Syngnathiformes, Syngnathidae. The transcript has 8 exons.